AUGGGAGCACCUUCACUGCCUCCAAGCCUGUCCUCCUCCCACUGUCAGGUCUCAUCCGAUCUAGGAACAGUCCUACGAAACUUCUGGACGCUUGAAGAAGUCCCGUCAAUCUCUCCCCUCUCAACGAGCGAACAAGAGUGCGAAAAUCAUUUCGUCGAUAACGUUCGCCGCCAGGCUGACGGCAGAUACGAAGUACGACUUCCGUUCAAGUCGGAUCCAACCUCUCUCGGCGACUCUCGGUCGCUAGCUCUCUCUAUGUUGAUCUCCACUGAGAGAAGAUUAUCCAGAGAUGAUAACUUACGAACCAAGUAUCUUGAAUUUCUAGAAGAAUACGCACAAUUAGGUCAUCUCAGUCCAAGUAAUUCCUCCCCCCCAGCUUACUAUCUACCACAUCAUGGCGUCUUCAAGACCCAUGACGCAAAUGGUAAGCUCAGAGUAGUUUUUAAUGCGUCAUCUCGGACCUCAAGUGGCCUUUCACUGAACGACUGUUUACAUGUAGGCCCUAAACUUCAAUCAGAUUUAGGCAUGGUGCUUUCACGAUGGCGGCUCUUUGAGUUCGCGUUCUGCGCCGAUAUCGUCAAGAUGUUCAGGCAAAUCUCUAUUCACCCAGAUGAUCGCUGCUGGCAGCGUGUCCUAUGGCGUUCCUCGCCCUCGUUAGCAGUAGAGGACUUAGAAUUAAACACCGUCACGUACGGUACUACAUCAGCUCCAUACCUCGCCAUAAGAACACUCCUCAAGCUCGCGGAGGACGAGGAGACUAACUUUCCAUUGGGGGCUAAUGCGCUGCGGCAUUUUUCGUAUGUAGAUGAUCUGUUGGUAGGAGCUUCCUCGCUGUCUGAAGCGUUAGAGUUGCAGAGCCAAGUCACUGCAAUUCUUCAAUCCGGACGUUUCCCCCUGAGUCGGUGGUCGGCUAAUCACCCGGAAUUGUGUCCAAUCUCCGAAACAGGUAUUCGUUGGCACACUCAAACCGAUACGCUCACACUCCGAGCAUUCGAACCUCCUUCCUUGACACCCACUUGGACAAAACGCAGCAUUUUAUCUGAAGUGGCCCGAAUCUUCGAUCCCUUAGGCUGGUUUUCUCCAGUGGUAAUAAAGGCCAAGAUCCUCCUGCAGCAACUCUGGGUUGCGGGAUUAGAUUGGGAUGAACCCGUAUCCGAACAACAUGCAAAUACUUGGCUGAGUUUGCGGGAGUCUAUGGGCCAGCUUGACACCCUCCAUAUCCCUCGUUGGCUGGGCUCUCCAGGUCUUAAAGAAGGCGUCCAUCUUGUAGGAUUUUGCGAUGCAUCCCAGAGCGCAUAUGCAGCCGCCGUUUACAUAGGAAUCGGCGAUCCGUCCAGUUCCAAUGGUCUACGGCUUUUAAUGGCCAAAAGUAAAGUCGCGCCGAUAAAGCCCGUUACGAUUCCACGAUUAGAACUUUGUGGAGCUCUUCUACUAACCAAGCUCCUUCUAGCGAUAAAGCAGGGACUUCAUUUAUCAAAAGUCACGAUUAAGGCUUG
Messenger RNA from Wasmannia auropunctata (little fire ant), 1496 nucleotides. RefSeq lists its product as uncharacterized. The transcript has 2 exons. Lineage: Eukaryota; Metazoa; Arthropoda; Insecta; Hymenoptera; Formicidae. The record is from RefSeq and is a predicted model, not a curated record. The annotation marks the transcript as partial.